CUUCCAAAUUCUUCUUACAGCGUCCUUCCCUCCUUUCUUCUUUACUAAUCCUCCUUCCAUUCCUCACACGGUAAACCAUCUCCAACAAUGGAACCCCACGAUCAACACCCCCAAGGCUCCCCCAAAUCCCCACAAUCUCCACCCCCAACCACCAUCUCCUCCCCAACCUGCCUGAAAUGCGGCGCCGCCACCGCCUUCUCCGCGACUCCCCCGGAGUGUUCCGACAUCUCUCCGCCGCCAAACUACCGCCCCAUCCGAGCGCCCGCCAUCAACCUCCCCCCCAACCACUCCCAGCAAGCCAUCAUCCUCGCCCCCGUUCCCCAAUCACAAAAGGUCCCCGUCGUCUCGCCGCCUUUUCAAUUCCAAGCCCCCUCCAAGCGAAUCCAAUCCCCCGAUGACAUCCGCCGCUUCCACGACUCCUUCUCCGGCAAGAACUUCCUCGGCUUCGUCGUCGCCCUCUCCGAGUCUAUCCGCGGCCGCAAAAUCUCCGACGCCUGUCACCAAUCCCCCGUCACCGAUUCCAUCGUCUCCAUCCUCCAAACCCUAACACAAUGGAUCGUCGAAAUCCCCCCCGCUCAGCAAGCCUCUCGCUACGGCAACGUCUCGUACCGGAUAUGGCACGACCGAUUGGUUGAAAGCAGCGAGUCUCUCAUGCUCCGAUUCGUCCCCGAUGACCUCCGAUCGUCGACGAUCGAGAUUGUCCCCUACUUCACCGACAGCUUCGGCAAUUCGAGCCGUAUCGACUACGGAACCGGACACGAGACCAAUUUCGCGGCGUGGCUGUACUGCCUGGCGAGGAUGGGGGUGAUCAAAGAGGAGGAUUACCCAGCAGUGGUUUCCAGAAUCUUCGUGAAGUAUCUGGAACUGAUGAGGAAAUUGCAGUUGGUGUAUUGCCUGGAGCCGGCGGGGUCGCACGGGGUUUGGGGACUUGACGACUACUGUUUCCUUCCCUUCAUCUUUGGAUCGUCGCAGUUGAUCGGCCACAAGUACAUGAAGCCCAAGUCGAUUCACAACGAGGAUAUACUGGAGAAUUUCUCGGACGAGUAUCUGUACCUCUCGUGCAUUGCUUUCGUAAAGAAGGUGAAGAAAGGCCUGUUCGCCGAGCACUCGCCGUUGUUGGAUGAUAUCAGUGGAGUGCCCAAUUGGAAUAAGGUGAAUAGUGGGUUGCUCAAGAUGUAUAAGGUUGAGGUCUUGGAGAAGGUCCCCAUUAUGCAGCACUUUCUCUAUGGUUGGCUCAUUAAGUGGGAGUAGUUUGUGGGAAGCAAGAGAAGUCAUUUUAUCCAAGGUUUCAAGUCAGUAUAAAAGAGUUAUUACAUUGAGAAUCUAUACUUCUGCUAAUUUGUACUCAUUUUCCUCUCGAGGCUUGCUGAGCAUGCAGUUGUGCUAUUAUGUCACUGCAUGUUGGUGUCUUUUUUCUUUUUUCAUUUUCAAUAUCUGCUGCGAAUUAAACUCUUCAGGUUCUUGAAUUUAACAGUUGAAAGUAUGAAGUAUUGGUAUCUCUCCCCUCUUUUGCUAGUGAGAGAGGGAAGAAGGUGAUAAAAAUUUCUUCUUUAUCGAAUGUAGAGGCAAGCUUUAUCCAAAUUUACGCGGUACGACAUGUUUGUAAA
Molecule: messenger RNA, 1607 nt
Organism: Morus notabilis
Lineage: Eukaryota; Viridiplantae; Streptophyta; Magnoliopsida; Rosales; Moraceae
Product: serine/threonine-protein phosphatase 2A activator
Exons: 2
Coding region: 88-1251 (387 amino acids)
Biological process (GO): mitotic spindle organization
Cellular component (GO): protein phosphatase type 2A complex; cytoplasm; nucleus
Molecular function (GO): protein tyrosine phosphatase activator activity; peptidyl-prolyl cis-trans isomerase activity
Source: RefSeq, a predicted model, not a curated record